Molecule: messenger RNA, 6159 nt
Organism: Ixodes scapularis (black-legged tick)
Lineage: Eukaryota; Metazoa; Arthropoda; Arachnida; Ixodida; Ixodidae
Exons: 10
Coding region: 214-4563 (1449 amino acids)
Source: RefSeq, a predicted model, not a curated record
ACACUUUCGAGGUAGCCAUCAACAGAUGGCGGGAUCGUCGGUCACGUGACAGGGGCUCUCCUCGGUCGCUUCUUUUCACCCGCACCCGAUGUUGUCAGUGUUAGACAAAGCGUUGUGUCAAUUUUCCACGAUCGGCCCCAAUGCAGCCGAUUGCGGGACCCUGCCCGUAAGCGCGUUGCCCAUGCCCCGCGCGGCCCAGCGCCCCCAGCAACCAUGGAAACCGUGGCGAGCACGGGGGCCGCCCAGGCGCCGACCAACGGCGGCGACGACGAGCAGCGACUGAGGGCCUACGGCCUGGUCGGCUUCAGGGACUUCUGCGCCAAGAAGAGCCCCGCGUCGCCCAGCCUGCGCGAGCUUGACAAGCCCCUGCUGGCCGCACUCGCCGCCGAGUUCCUAGAACAGACGCGCUCCAGGCAAGGCACGUUGUACGGCGCGCGCGCUCUGCGUCGCUUCCAGAUCGGCCUGAACAAUUACCUCCGCACCGUGUUCGGCGCCGACUUCGACCUGGCCCGCGACCCGGCGUUCAGCGACGUCAACGGCUUCCUGGCGACGGCUUACGGCAAGGCCGCCUUACCGCGGCCGCCGGCCGUGGUAAAACUGUGCCCGGUGGCGAGCAACGGUCAGUCCGCCGACGCCGUGAUCAUCGGCGCCGAGGACCUGACCAAGAUCGGCCAGUACUUCUGGAAAGUGAUCAACACGCCGAGGGGCCUCCAGCAAAAGGUCUGGUUCGACCUUAUGAUCCACCUGGGGUCUGAGGGAAUCGAGAACCAGCACUCGAUGCGCAAGGACUCCUUCGUCAUCCUCAAGUCGCAGAGUGACGGCAGGCGGCGGCUUCAAUGGAAGGUGGACGGGCAGUCGCGAGGUGCCCCGGUGUUCGACGACCCGGAGAACCCUCUGUGCCCCGUGAAGACGUUCCAGCUGUACCUGACCAAGCUGAACGUGUCGUGCCCGUCGCUGUUCCAGCGGCCCCACGAUGGCAUCACCAAGGCGAGCCGCUUCUGGUUCCACAUGUUCCCCUUGAACAACACCAUGCUGGCCCUCAUGAUGUACGACAUCUCCAAGGACGCUGGCCUCAGCCGCGUCUACCCAAACUUCUGCACCCAGGUGCUGCCGGAAAAGGGGCGCUUCUACCAACUGGCGCGGCGCGGCUACCUGUCCCUGGAGAACUUCUGCAGCCAGCCCGUGAAACCCCUCCUCCCGGAGGGGCCCAAGGAAGUGGGCGGGGCCAACGACGGAGGCGGGACUAAGGAAGGGGGCGGGGCCAAGGAGGGGCCUGACCGGCCCGUGCUGGAGCCCAUUGCCCCUUCCAAAGCGCUCAACCACGCGGACAAGGGGGAGGACCCAGGGGGCACCGGGGCGGAUGAGCCUGCUGCCACGCCCUCCGCCGGGGGGCCCGUGCCUUUCAAGCUGUGUGCCCAGUGCCUGACGCCGGUGAAGGCGGGCAACGCCCAGAAGCACAAGGGCAUUCUGUGCUCGGUGCCCUGUCUGGAGGCCUUCAUGAAGGCCAAGGAAAUGCGGCAGAACAUCCGGGUGUCCUUCAAGGACGGCACUCGGGUGCCUCAGUACACCCUGUCGAGCCACGUGGGCACGGUGGCGCCCGGCACAGUGGUGGGCACGGUGACGCAUGGCACCCAGGCCAAGAUCAUUGUGCGGCCGGCCCUGCCCGCCCUGGUCAAGCGGCAGCCUUCCAAGGAGGAGUUGCAGCUGCUGGGCAAGAACAUCCCGGACGACGUGUACAGCUUCAUCCAGCAGGUGGCCCGCAUCCAGGCGCUGGGGCACCCCGUCAGGGCUGACGGCGUGCCCACCGUGUUCAAGCAAGACGGCUCCAAUGUGGACGCCAAGGCAUGGUCCCUUCCAGCCGAGUUGCUGCAGCUAGCCAUGAACAUCGGGAAGCGGCCACUGGGAGGCACUCCAGCGGGAAAACAGACUGCUGUGGCCGCAAACUCCGUGCUUCAGCGCAACAUCAAGCGAGUGAAGAUAGAGCCCACGUUGAAGAUCAACCACGUGGGCAUGCAGCCAGUGGCGCUCCAGCACCGUCCCAUGGUGGUGCAGCGUUCUCAGCUGCUGGCAGGAGGGAAGAAAGUGGUGCUGGUGCAGAGGCCAUGCUCUGCCCUCAAGACUGCCCUCCAGAUCAAGACAGAACCCGGAGUGGAUGUGCCAGAAGCAAGCAAGGCAACCACCAUGAUGCACAAUGCCAUUGUGUGCAUCAAGAAAGAGGAAACGCCGUUGCGGGAGAAGCUCGAGAACCACGGCAGGCUGCCGCGGUGCAAAGUGGAAGUGGUGCAUUCUGCUCAGGACAGGAAGGGUCUUCAGGCCAGGCCUAGGCAGACCAUCGUGACGGUGCGGGCGCCAGUGAGGACAGUGCACACUAGGGUGGUGGGGAAGUCGGAAGUGGCGUUGACACCGGCACUUUUGGCCACUCCUCAGACAAAGUCAGAGGUAGGGCCUUCUGUGGAAGAAACCAAACAACGUCUGGAGACCAAGGCAGAGAGUGGGACUGGUUCUGAGACCUCAGUGCCAACAUUCAAUCAGCAGACGACGAUUCCGCAAAGAACAGUACAGUCUAAGCGUGUGAUCAAGGCUUCUGAGAAGCACAAAGUUGAGAGUGAAGCUAAAUCUCGAUGCAAAAUUUCACUUGUGCCCCAGAAUAAGGUAGAGCCCUCGAUGACAGCACCUGGGCAGCAUACCGUGUCAGAGUCAGCGCAGCCAAUGCAGCAGGAUUGCAAAAGGUUCUUGGGAGCACAGAUGGUUAUGCAGAAGCAGGAACCUAUGCAGGUGCAACAAGAUACUCCUUCAUUUCAGCAGCAGACAGCACAGCAGCAGCCAGUAGAACAGCAGGCAGUGCAGCAGCAAAAAGCAAUGCAGCAACAGGCUUCACAAAAGGGAGUGAAGCAGCAGGCAGUGCAACAACACACUGCACAUCAGCAUGUAAUGCACCAUCAUACAGCACAUCAGCAUGCAGCACACCAACACAUGGUGCAUCAGCAUGCGGUGCAUCACCACGAAGUGCACCAACAUGAAAUUCAUCAACAUGAAGCACAUCAGCAUGCAACUCAUCAACAUGAAGCACAUCAGCAUGCAGCUCAUCGACAUGAAGUGCAUCAGCAUGCAGCCCACCAACAUUCAGUACACCAACAUGCAGGGCUUCAUGCUCAGCAACAGUCAGCUCAGCAAAAGGCAGUUCAACAGCACGGAAUGCAGCACCAUGCAACACAGCAACCGGCAAUGGAGCACCAAACAGUGCAACAGGCUACACAGCAACAUGCUACACAUCAACUGGCUGCGCAGCAACAGGCAGCACAGCAACAGGCAGCACAGCAACAGGCAGUGCAGCAACAGGCUGCUCAGCAACAGGCUGCUCAGCAACAGGCUGCACAGCAACAGGCUGUACAGCAACAGGCUGCAAAACAACAGGCUACACAGCAACAGGCUACACAGCAACAGGCUGCAAAACAACAGGCUGCAAAACAACAGGCUGCACAGCAGCAGGCUAUGCAGCAACAACUUCCACAGCAGCAAGUGAUGCAGCCUGCUCAGCAUCAUCAGUCAGUAAGAGAGCAGCAUCAGCAACCAUUGGAGGUGCACAAGCCCAUGUCGUUCCAGCCCCAGGUACCACAGCAUCACCAGUUAGAGUUGGCCAAGCAUCCCCAGUUUCAACAGCCUUUGCCACCUCAUCUACAGCCGUUCUACCAGCUUCCAUUGAGCCAUACACUGCAGGCAAACAAGGAGGACAUGCUCAGGUGUUCCCAAGAGAGUUUUGUCAAGCAGCCUCAACAGCAGCAGGCUCUUCAGCACUCAUCUGUACACAGUAUCCACAAGCAUCAGCAAGCAGGGCACAAGUCGAUGUCUGUGGACGACCAGUGCAGCCCAUCUGAACCAGAUCCAGCUGUGAAUCGCCUUGGACCACAGCAAGAUGUGCAGCAAGGCCUCAAGCAGCCACUGCAUGACUUCAGCAACCCAUUACACAUGCACCACCCUGGUCUACAUCAGCCUCAGCUUGAGUUCCGCAAGGAACACUUCCAGUUCCACACCGGCCAAGAUUUCUCUCAGCCUGAGCACUUUGGUCAUCAUCAUCAUGCCAUCAGCAACCAUCAGUACCAGGAGCUUCAUCAUCAACAACCACAUCAGCAACAGAGCCCUUCCCUUCAGCAACCUCAGCAGCAGCUUCUGGACAGUCCGCAGCCAGAGCUACAUCAACUGCAGACACCGAAAAGCUUGAGUCUUCAACAAGACCUACAGCAGCAUUCAUACACAUCCUCGAUGCACUAUCCUCUCCAGCAGCCAGACCCCUUGGGCUUCCAGCCACUGAAGACAACGGCCUUCGCAGCUCAGCCUCCUCAACCUCAGCAAACAUUGUUCCAGCCGCACAUGCCCCACUUCACCCAGUCAUUGCAUCAGCAACACUACCAGCCAUACCCACUGUACCAGCCACAGCAGUAUCACCAGUACUCUCCAUUCCAGCAGCAGCAGUACCAGUAUCAGUACCAGCAUCACCUCCAGCACAGGCCCCUGCUGGCAGGGCCCGAUCUUGUGGGAAAGCUGGAGAUCCCCAAUGGGAUGUAGUGCCCUUGUCCGGUGCUGGGAAAGGGAUUGGCCGAUUCUGUAACAGCCACACAACUCCUAGAGAGAGGAUGACUUUCCAGUUGCAGCUGCUUGCCACUCAGUCCACCCUAGCCUCAAAGCCAUGGUCACCACUUGGGAGGAGAUAGAGGGCAAAAUAAGAGAAACCAUAGUUUAUUGUUUGAGAGCUGCCAAUUCGUGAAAAGCUUGUUGCAGUUUGUCUCCUAAUUUUGUUAAAACCAAAUGGGGUGUAUGAGGCAGAGGCAAUUUUUCUUGUCUCUUCACCUCUGUUCUGAUCUCAAGGGGAACAUUGUGGCACAAGCUUUUCCCUCUGAUCUACGGGCUUUUAUCUGGUCUCACCUUUUGCCCAUAGACAUGUUUUUAGCUUAUACAUGCCCUUUUUUUUUAUCUGGUACAUUACUUGUGAAUGCCUUUUGCCUGCCAGAAAGCAGCCGAUGAACUUUGUGCAAUGACAAAUAUCUAGGGAGAGGUCCCCAGGGACUAAAUGAAGUAAGAAACAUAUUGGUGGUGCUGCUAUGGGUAAUGGAGGGAAUACAGUCAUGUUUGAUUAAUAUGUAUGCUCCGUCCCCCGGAAAUGUUGUCCGUAAUGACAUAUCAAGGUCAAACUUUGACAGUAAAGAAGUGUAACCAGAAAAAAAAAUACUUUAUUUAGGCAAAAACAAAAUACUGAGCCUUUUGUCUGCUUUGUGCCUGCUUUCUUAUCCAAAAGUGUAAGAUAUCUGAAUAAUGCAGACGAUUGGGCUAGCUGGUUCAUUAUGAAAAGUACUAACAAUGCAAUGGCGCAGACAGAGUAAAAGAAGAUAGACAAACACUGCACUGGUGUUUGUCUUUACUUUUAUGCACAAAAGGUACACAUGACUUGUGAAUGUUCUUCAGCUCUGUCAUCUACAGCCGCAGCAUACAAGGAGAGAAGGGCAAGUGUCUCAUUUGGCCAAAGUGCCCCGAAAAAUUUGACCAUUGUCUGGUGCCCAACAGACAACAUUGAACCCCUGGGUGUACUCUGUGACCCCAAAGCAUUGCCAAGCUUUUCUUCCUUUUUUUAAUGAUAUUUGUGGUGUGUUUGAGAGUCCUUGUGUUUAAUAUAAUGACACUAAAACGCAUGUAUUUUCCCAGUUCGUUCCCAUACUAGCUGUCUGUAGUCUAGACUGGAUUUCUGUACUAGUGAAGCAGAAUUCUAUAGGGGCAGAUAGGUCCCCGAACAUUCUGUCUGGAGGGGAGCAUCCGUAUUGAUGAGACAUGACUGCGUCUGGUAUGAGGGUGUCUGAAAGAGAGGAACAUGUUUUGAUUGCCUAAUCUAGUUCUUAGGGAAACUUGCUUUUCCCCCUUCAAAGGUUGCAUUUGGAGUGAGUUAGAUCUGGCUAGAUGCUUUUCUGGCGGGCAACAACUAACUGUGUCAGCCCUCAUGAGUGGUCAUUUUGACCUCGGCUUUCCAAAGGCGGAAUUUGUGAGGUUAAAUCUCAAGCCCUGUACACUAGAACUUCUCAGUGGAUAAGGGAUACUUGCUUAGUAGAAGAGCGUGUUGGUUUAAGUCAUGAAUGAAGAAAGAAUAAACAAUUAAGUUGUGUUGUCCCUUUUUUA